CUCUCUGCCUCAGUGGAUCCAAACAACUGUGCCAUAAAACACUCGUCCAUCACGAGUGACACGAUUUAUCAAAAGCCGUGCGCGUCAGAUGGCUGUGGUAAACAGUGCCCUCCUUCCUGCAUCUCAUUAGAUCCCGCUGUAGCCCAGCUAUAGGUGAAGCAGCCUCUCUCUGCCAUACUGAAGCAGGUGUCCAACAUGGCGAACACUGGCAGCGGCUCUCUCGCGACUAUUCUCUUUUUAUUCCUGUUUCCAGCGGCUCUACACAAAGGAGCUGCUCAGGACAUAGUUGUGAGUCAGAACCUGGUGACAGACAACGUGUCCGUGGUGGAGGGGGAGAUGGCCAUCAUCAGCUGUCGGGUGAAGAACAACGACGACUCCGUUAUCCAGCUGCUCAACCCCUACAGACAGACCAUCUUCUUCAGAGACAUGAGGCCUCUGAAAGACGCUCGCUUCCAGCUGGUCAACUUCUCAGACAACGAGCUGCGGGUGUCGCUGUCCAACGUCUCGCUGUCAGACGAGGGUCGAUAUGUUUGCCAGCUGUACACCGACCCCCCGCAGGAAGCCUACGCCGACAUCACCGUGCUCAUUCCUCCAGGUAACCCCAUCAUCGAGGCCCGCGAUGAGGUCCUGAGCGAGGGCAACGAGACAGAGAUGACCUGCACCGCCAUGAGCAGCAAGCCGGCCGCCGCCAUCAGAUGGAUGAAGGGAGAUAAAGAGCUCCCAGGAAAGCCCAAAGUUGAACUGACCUACGAUAAGAUGUACACGGUGACCAGCCGGCUGACGUUCACCGUCAGCAGGGAGGACGACGGCAUUCCUGUGGUCUGCAUCGUGGACCACCCUGCCGUCAAGGACUUCCAGGCGCAGAGAUACCUGGAGGUGCAGUACAAACCGGAGGUGAAGAUCGUGGUAGAAUUUCCUCAGGGUUUGACCAGGGAAGGAGAGAACCUGGAACUGACGUGUCAAGCCAAAGGCAAACCCCAGCCACAGCGGGUGAACUGGCUGAUGGAUGACGAUGUUCCAUCUCACGCCGUCAUCACCGGCGGAGACCUUUACAUCGAAAACCUAAACAAGUCCUACAAUGGAACCUACCGUUGUGUGGCGUCCAACUCAGUGGGCGAGUCUUUUGACGACUACAUCCUCUACGUCUAUGAUGCUCGCACCACUACCCCUAUACCCACCACAGCCACCACCACCUCCACCACCAUCACCACCACCAUCUCCUCCCCCGAAGACGCUCCAGACACUGCGCCCAGCACUGAACCUGCAGCUCAUGAUUCUCGAGCUGGAGAAGGAGCUCCCAGAACGGUGGACCAUGCAGUCAUCGGAGGAGUGGUGGCCGUCGUGGUGUUCGCCAUGCUCUGUCUACUCAUCGUCUUGGGACGCUACUUUGCGAGACACAAAGGUACCUACUUCACACAUGAAGCCAAAGGAGCAGACGAUGCAGCGGAUGCAGAUACAGCCAUCAUCAACGCAGAGGGCGGCCACACCAACUCGGACGAAAAGAAGGAGUACUACAUCUAAUCAAACAGGACCCCUCACUCUAGUUGUCCUCCUUUGGACGCUGAGCCGUUUUUCCGGGGACGGGGGGCAGGAAGACGAGGUGGAGGUUGAUGGAGGGUUUAGUGAGAGUAGAGGGGUCAAGGAGAGAGACGUGGGUUUUAAAGGAAGGCCUGGUUUUAAGCCGUUGUUUAGUCUAGUCUGCAGAUGUAGAUGGAAUGUUUUGUGUGUUUAAAAAAAAAAAUCAAAAUCAAAAAAGGACAAAAAAUGUUGGGGGUCCGGGGUUUUCGGUCACGGGGGUCGGGUCGGGGGUGGGAGGGUGCCAGAAAUCACUGUAGAGAGCUUCACCAUUCGACACCUCCCUAACUGCUGGUACGAAUUUUAUUUAGUUCAACCAUUUGCAGAAAAUUCUGUGCCUUGUUCUAAAUCUUUUGGUUCUGUCCAUACUUUGCAUUUGUGUUGAUCAUCGUUUGCAUAACCUCGUUGCUCCCGUCUCAUCUUCCCACUCGUAAUUAUCGAUGUGCUGUUGGCUUUUGUAUGAGGGUGAAACUACACAGCCACUUUAUCCGUUUUCUCUAAAUGUGUCGGCACACAUGCAUCCUCUCCCACGUAACAGAAAUUCUAUCCAAGUAUACUGUGAUUUGUCUCAAGCCAUUACUUCCUUCUCUUUUCCCUCAACUUUUGACAGCUCCAACAAUGCAUGGGAUGCUUUUCAUAUCAUUGUACAAUGGACAUAAAGGAGAGACAGGUUGGUUGUACUGGACCCCGACCUCCACACAUAAUCAAAAAGAAGGCAGCAAAGGAUAAUGGAUCUUUACAUUCUGUCAGGCAAAUUCCAUUUUAAGUCCAUUUCAGAGCCUCAGUUUGUUGUUCAGAGCAGCUCUGCCACUCUGCUACUGUUACCUUUCUCAGUAAAGAGAAGGAGUGCGUUAUUUUCCCCAGCAUGCUGCCAUUUCAUUAUUUUGAUUUCUUCCUCUGUUCGCUUUUAUUUUUCUUCUAUUAGGCUGAGUGGAGAGCCUGUUUUCCCACCGGCUUUUAUUGAGUUGUAAUGAUGAGUUUCAAUUGAUUUCCAUCUGCUUUCACCCCACAAUAUUUUUUUUCUUACAAAUGGGAAAGUAAGAAAAUGUAAAUUGUCUUAAAACAGUUUUUUGGCACAUUCUGUAGUAUUAAAAAAAGGCUUGGGGGGGGGGUGAGAGAAAAAAUAUUUGGUGUUAAUAUUGGCCAGUCAGCAGCCAAAGGAUGCUGGUGUAGUGUACAUAACUUUACCAAGAGGAGAAAACAGCCUUAACCAAACUCCAAGCAUUCAAAUUUAAGUUAGGAGCACAUGAAACGGCGGUGCAGGUCCUCAUCACAGACACACUAUCCAAUGGAAUCACAGCUGUAUUGUACACUAAUCCUUACUAAGAAAUAUUUUUUACAACUUACUAGAAUUACAAUGGAGUACCUUUGUGGAUUUUAUUGUAUCACGCUCAUUGUGAGUUUCGUCAAACUGUAAAUCAAAGGAAACGUCUUCUAACUGAAAUGCUCUGAGAGACAGGCCUCCAUCACACAAUCUGAAUAUUUAUGGUUUCGCUUGGAUGCAGCAGCAGCAGCGUUUCAGCGCUUAAAUGUUCGAUAUCGUUUGCAUGUACGUGCGUGCCGAAGCCCAUUCUUUUUGCUUCUCUAUCUUGCUUUCUGCAUCACCUGCCAAAACUGAACUGGAGUCUGUUUUGCUGUGCCAGCUGGGGAGCACUGAGGAUGCCAAAAGUAAUUAAUUGUCUGUAACAUAACUUAAUACACGUGUUGUUGCUCCGUGGUGUUUAUCCAUGGUCUGCAUUAAUGCCCUGGCUUCUUAACAUGGCGGUGUGGGUCUACUGGCGGCAGUGUUUUUUCAUUAUUAUGUGUUCACACAGCAAGCAGCUCGCUUAAUGAGUCCUCUCUCUAUGUGACAGCUGUGAGGUCGCAGUUUUUCACCUCCAAAGUUUGAAACAGUGAAAGUGUGAACAUUUCAUCAGUGCAGCUGAUAAACAUAUCAACUCAACCAUUCCUCGGGUGUUAUUGGAAGAAGAACGUAUCCCUGAGGUUUUUCGAUUGAAAAUUAAAACACCGGAAUCAAUAAGGCAAACUGAAACAGAAGUGGCAGUUAUUUCUAAAGUUUGUCCAUCAUCUGCACAGUUAAAUGUAAAAGCAGAAGUAUAAUUUCUUUAGUUUAAUAUGCCACACAAAGCUUCCCAGUUUUGUUUUGAACAUUUAUUCUAAAUUAAGAUCAGAAAAACUAACUUUAUGCAAAUGAGAAUUCUUUGAGUAUUAAUCAUCUCAUAUCAAUGUAAUUAUGUAUGAGUUAUUAUUAUUAAUAGUUUAUUAUUGAGUUAAUUGCUUACACAUGAGCAGACAAGGUGUCAAACUUUACAGGACAUGAAAGAGCGGUGUAGCUACCUGAAUCAGUCGAACCGUUCACUACAAUGUCAUAAAACGAUAGUUCACCAUUUCCACUGUUCCCAUUAACUGUCAGUGUAAGGAACUGUGCGCUUCAUUCUGGUAGCUCCACACUGGGUUUCUCAAGACACACGUGUUCCUCAUUUGCAUAAAGUUGAGGUCCAGACUACUUCAAGCAAAAUCGACAAUCCUGGAAACUCCAAAAACAGGUUUAAAUGAACUGUUGUUGAGUAAAACUAAAACAGAUGCACCUCAGAAACACAUUUUUGUGAUUUUUUUUUUUUUUUUUGUAAGGAUUUUUAUGUUGGUCCUUUUUGAAAUCCAGCAGCAGACAAGUGAAAGCGUUGGUCCAAUCAGAUGCAGCCGGUGUUUCCAUGGCUCCAUGAAGGUUUCCUGUUUCAGGGAUGGAAAGCACAUAUCAACCAUCCUAAUAAAAGAUUAUCUUAUCUGCCACCGCUCAGUCAUAGGAACGUUAAGCGUCCAGUAAUGAUACUUGUCCACUGGGACGUUUUCGGACAACACUUGAUCGGCACAACAGAUGUCCUCUCCUGCUAUAGCGGUGAUGAAAGAUUUCUCUAAAUCACCAUGACGCAUAUCAGCAUGGGUCAGAUCCACUGUUUACGCUGACAGAACCUGAACACUACUUCCAUCACCCUAUUUGAGAUUCUUUUGGACAGCGUUGCUUGCUGUGUGCACACACUCAGCUGCCAUUCUCUACUUCAUUGCCAUGUUAAAGCAUUUGAUUAGAUUCUGUCAACUCCGAUUGCAACACAUUACCAAUGUGAGAGCUUUAUUACGUCAUGGUCAUGCAUGGAGACAGCAUUUGGUCUUUCCACACUGAGAGUUUGGGGUUUAAGGUUGUCGAAAGGCGUUAGCCAAGGUACUUGUAAAAUGCAUUGUGCAAAUUUCCCUUUCUUGAGCUUAGUGCAUCUGUGCUUUUUAAAUGUUUGUUUUUUUUAUUUGCAUUUUUCGAACACAGCAUGUGGGCCGGGUGGAGCGGUGGCUUUGUUUUUUAGCUUUUCAUUGGGUAUGGCAGUUGUAGAUGGGAGUUACAAGGAGGGAUGUUGCAGACGAAGAUGGAAGAUGCUGUGUCCACCUCUCUCCAUCUGUACCUUUUGUUCAAAGUUGAGUUUAAAAAGUUCACAAAGGAAUCACCACUGAGUUACCACUGUAUGCUGAUGACACUGUUUUGUGUGUGUUGAAUGGAUGGGUGGGGGUGGGCUGGGGUACUGAUUAGGCUAGAUGUUUCACGGUCUGGUGUCUGAUACAAACUAUUAACCGACUUGUUAUCGUUGCUUUAUGAAUCACAGAGCAGAUGUCACUUCAUCUGUAAGACUGAGAUUGUGUGAUUUGUAUUUUACAGUGAGCACUAUUUCGCUUCAGUGACAUGUGGCAGCUUCCAUUUAAAUCAGACUUCAAAGUAUGUACUUGCCAAUAAAGGAAUAGAACUGAAUAUUGUCUUCUCCCUUAAGGCUGUUACAUUAAUAUUUUAUUUGUGAAUAUGAAACCUUCCGUGGACCGCAAUGCCAGGAGUGUUUUAUUUCCUGUGAGAGUUUUUGGUCCCCCACAGCUCCAAUAGGAAGAGCAGCAAGAACAAAACAACAUAGAAAAUGAGUUUGAGUAUCUUUAAUUUUUUUCAAAAUUUGGAGUAGGUUAUCGUAUGUGUCUUUUAUUUUAAAAUCAAUCCCCAGUGACCUUUUAAGACACGGACCAUGGUUUUCCAGUGUAACCAAGGUAGUUUUCUCCACAUUCAAUUCUUUUGAUAACGUCCUGUCUCAGGUUCAUGCGUUGCUGACCGAUGUGACUGCAUCUCAGGUAGAAUGCAAAGUUUAGGCCCCACCUAUCAACAACAUAAAAGCAAGUACAAUGCAGUCAUUCAAACCAAGUGCGACACAUUAUUUUAGGUCCAAGAAGCAAAAUUGGUGAGAUAUUUUGAAUAUAUGUUGUACAUGUUUUAUGUAUUUUUCUUAAUAUUUGGUGCACUGUAAAAGAUGUGUUAAGUAUUGCUUUGUGUUGACAUAGGUCAUAAAGAGUACAAUGUUUAUUGGAAUGAAGCAGGAUCAGAAACCUGUCGUGGCUGUACCACUGUCACUUUCAAUGCACCACCGCCUUUUGAAACUCGUUUGAUUCCCAAAAAGUUUUGAUUGUUUCACCAGUCAUUGUUUUCAGAUUGAUUCUGUUUGUCUCUCUGCUGUACUUGGGAAAUGUUAAUGUGUAUUAAUGGAGAAAAGGAGUUCCACAUUCCCAUACACAUUUUGUAUUGGUUCAUAAAUAGACAUUUUUACAAAACAAUGAAGAGUUCUUGUCUUAAUAAAAGAGAAAAGAUAUUAAUGUCCAAAAUAA
Messenger RNA from Acanthochromis polyacanthus (spiny chromis), 6255 nucleotides. RefSeq names its product cell adhesion molecule 1a (gene cadm1a). The record is from RefSeq and is a predicted model, not a curated record. Gene Ontology annotation, molecular function: signaling receptor binding. NCBI's taxonomy places the organism in Eukaryota, Metazoa, Chordata, Actinopteri, Pomacentridae. Gene Ontology annotation, biological process: detection of stimulus; cell recognition; susceptibility to natural killer cell mediated cytotoxicity. Gene Ontology annotation, cellular component: synapse; plasma membrane; neuron projection.